Pararge aegeria (speckled wood butterfly) is the source of this 1559-nucleotide messenger RNA. RefSeq lists its product as uncharacterized. Bases 64 to 1554 code for a protein of 496 amino acids. The record is from RefSeq and is a predicted model, not a curated record. NCBI's taxonomy places the organism in Eukaryota, Metazoa, Arthropoda, Insecta, Lepidoptera, Nymphalidae. The transcript is spliced from 7 exons.
GAAAACGACGCAAAUACGAAAAAUCAAGCAUCCGGUGAUGAAGGUUGAACGGAGUUUCACAAGAUGGCCCCAAAUGGAUCAACCAAAAACAUGUAUAAGAGAAAAGCUUGGAGGUUCCCGGACAACAUACUCUCAGUCACUUUGUAUAUAAUACUUUUAUUAGUCACAAGCAGUUGUCAGACUAACCACAAAGAUGAAUCGAGUCAUAUCGAUAGCUCUACCAAAUCAGAUUUAAAUAAAUUAGAUAAUACAGUAGAUUCUAAUAAAUGCCAUAGCUGUCAAAAUAGUAAUAGUAAGGAAAGUAGCAUUAAUGCGAAAGGCAGUAAUAUGUUCUCGGAUUUUAUAGAUACUGUAAGCACAUUUUCUGAAAAAUAUGUUUUCGUGAACGAAACAGAAAAAAAACUACAAAAUGUAUUAGAGAAAAUGUUAGAUGAAGCAAUCGAAAAAGACAAAUACGAGUUAAUUGAAGGAGUAGAACUCAAAGCGAUAGAUUCGAAAAACGUAUCAAACAGAUCAAAGAAGAGUCUAGAGGUUAAUAAUGAAGAGAGAGCUCUAUUUAGCUCAUAUACUUAUGAGUAUAGAUUGUUUCAGAAGAUAAAAAACUUUAUCGAUACACACAUAGUGUCAAUUAAUCUACCUAAAGCUGUGGGACUAGCAGGGUUUCGGUCAUUUGGACUGAAAAAGUUCUUUUUGCCAAUCCUUAUCGGCGUUCAAAUUUUCAAAAGCAUACUUGUAGCGAUGUUUCUGCCAAGCCUUUUGGGAAGUUUCGGCAAAAUUCUCGGAAAAGGCAUAUCCCAAAUAUCUGCAGCAUCGAGCCAAGCAAGCUACCCACCGGCGAAUACAGACGACCAGACCGCUUAUAACAACGAUAACAAUAACUUCAUGGGCUAUGAAACUAACCCAGCAGCCACGUAUGCUUAUUCUCCGGACAUGUAUGGGAAUAUGGAAGUGAAUGACGUCAACGAUCAAUCAACUAUUGACAUGUCAAGAUUCGGAGCUGGAGGUCAGAAGGUGUCAUAUUUACCAACCAAGAAUAGUUACUACAAAAAUCAAAUGACCACCAGCAACAGUUAUAAGAUAUUCCAGAAAAUUCCGGCCUCGUCUAUGAUUCUGAGCAACUAUGAUCCUUUCUACUCACCGGUGCUUUCCCGCCUCGAUGGAAUUUUUGCAAGGCUAGGUCUCGCUCCGACAGAAACUACGACGGAAGACAGCACCAUGAUCGGUGGUCAAACCCUUAGCGAUGUUAAACUGGAGGCAUGUCGUGAACAGCUCAUAUGCCUUAUGUACUCUAGUCCUGCGAAGUACGCGCCUUACAGUAACCUGGUAUCGGCGCAGUUGAGUAGGGAGCUUAACGAACUUCGUCGUCCAGUGUCGGACAAUCCGGAGAUUCUGCGUUUCUUCCGAUACAUGCGCGCUGCCAGGAGGGGUCAAGAAGGCACCGACUGCAUGACAGCCCAUCCAGCAUGUUCAACUAACACUGCACCAUCACACACUAUGAUAGCCGCUUAUCAUGACAUCAACAAACUUGUGACCGCGAGAAAAUUGUAUACAUAAACAUU